This is a messenger RNA of Carya illinoinensis, 1436 nucleotides long. RefSeq names its product serine/threonine-protein phosphatase 2A activator. Gene Ontology annotation, molecular function: peptidyl-prolyl cis-trans isomerase activity; protein tyrosine phosphatase activator activity. Gene Ontology annotation, biological process: mitotic spindle organization. The transcript has 3 exons. Gene Ontology annotation, cellular component: cytoplasm; protein phosphatase type 2A complex; nucleus. The record is from RefSeq and is a predicted model, not a curated record. Bases 64 to 1221 code for a protein of 385 amino acids. NCBI's taxonomy places the organism in Eukaryota, Viridiplantae, Streptophyta, Magnoliopsida, Fagales, Juglandaceae.
UCAGAUCCCAGAAACCUCCGAAUAAAAAACUCGAUUGCUGCUCCCGUCUGAUACCCACAAUCAAUGGAGUGCCACGACCACGAAGACUCCCCCAAGUCCGCGCAAACCCCAUCCCCACCAUCCACCGCCCCUUCUACCUGCUGCAAAUGCGGCGGUCCCACCACCUUCGCACCACCGCCACCGUUCUCCGAAAUCAGCCCUCCACCAGCGUACCGCCCCAUCCGCGCUCCGGCUAUCAACCUUCCCCCAAACAACCAUUCACAGCAGGCCAUAAUCCUCGCCCCCGUUCCCCAGUCCCAAAAGGUCCCACUUGUCUCCCCUCCUUACCACUUUCAAGUCCCCACCAAAAGAAUCCAAUCCCCCAACGACAUCCGCCGCUUCCAUGACUCUGAUUCCGGCAAGAACUUCCUCGGCUUCAUCGUCGCCCUCUCCGAGUCCAUCCGCUCCCGCAAAAUCUCAGACCCAUGCCACGUGUCCCCUACAAUCAGCUCCAUCGUCUCCACCCUCGAAACCCUAAUUCGCUGGAUCGACGAAAUCCCUCCUCUCCAGCAAGCAGCUCGCUAUGGUAACCUCUCUUACCGAGCGUGGCAUGACCGCCUCACCGAGAGCAGCGAGUCCUUGAUGCUUAAUUUUAUCCCCGAUGAUCUCAAUUCCGCCACGAUCGAGAUCGUCCCGUACUUCACCGACAGUUUUGGGAACUCGAGUCGCAUUGAUUAUGGUACCGGCCACGAGACCAACUUCGCCGCUUGGUUGUACUGCAUAACUCGGUUAGGGCUUAUCAUGGAGGAGGAUUACACAGCAGUGGUGGCUAGGGUUUUCGUUAAGUAUCUCGAACUAAUGAGGAAGUUGCAAUUGGUUUAUUGCCUGGAGCCUGCGGGUUCACACGGGGUUUGGGGCCUCGACGACUAUCAUUUCCUGCCGUUUAUCUUCGGGUCGUCACAGCUGAUCGAUCACAAGUACAUGAAGCCCAAGUCGAUUCAUAAUCAGGAUAUACUGGAUAAUUUUUCGAAUGAGUAUCUUUACCUUGCGGGCAUUGCGUUUGUUAAGAAGGUGAAGAAGGGUUUGUUCGCGGAGCACUCGCCGUUGUUGGAUGAUAUAAGCGGAGUGCCUACUUGGAACAAGGUCAACAGCGGGUUACUGAAGAUGUAUAAGGUGGAGGUCUUGGAGAAGGUCCCUAUCAUGCAGCAUUUUCUAUUUGGAUCGCUUAUCAAAUGGGAGUAGCGAGUUGCGAGUUCAAGUCGUUAGGCAUGUAGCUCUGGAACCUAGAAACCUGUUAACUUGGAAGUUGGAAAUAUACUUUUUGUAACACAUAUCCAUUGAGGUUUUUUUUUUUUUUUUUUUUUUGGGUAUUUUCUGCUGUUGUUAUAAAUAUUUGAAAGUUUAACGGUGUUGAUUGAAGGGAAAUCAUACAGAUACAAUUUAAUUUCCUUAUAAAA